ACGGAGCGAAAGACAAAAUGGCGGCGGCGCCGGUGGCGGCCCGGCGCUGAGGGGAGAGUCCGGUCCUCGCGGCCCCUCCCUCCCCCGGCUACGUGCCGCGGUGGCCGGCGACGCCCCCUUCCGCUCUCGGACCCGGCGCAGCUCGGAUCCUGUGGGGCCCCCGGCACGGGUUCAAGUCUCAGCCCGAGCCGGGCCUCCAGCCCGCGGACGUCGCCGCCUUGGAGUCCGGCUCUCCUGCAGAGUUAAACUAUUUCAGCAAUAAAGAAUCCAGCAGACCUCAAUGCUUUGUGAUGUACCAUUUUCACCUUUGCUUGAGAGAAUUCUGAAACUACCAAGUAGCUUUGACAGAUAUUUGUGUAAGUGAAACCUUUGUGAAGGUUAUACAGAUAGAUGUUUUCAUGAAGAGAGGUGAAAAGCCGGAAGGGUAUAGACAGAUGAGGCCUAAGACCUUUCCUGCCAGUAACUACACUGGCAGUAGCAGGCAAAUGUUGCAAGAAAUACGGGAGUCUCUUAGAAAUUUACCUAAACCAUCAGAUGCUGCAAAAGCUGAGCACAGUAUGAGCAAAAUGACAACUGAAGAUCCUCGACAAGGCCGAAAUCCACCCAAAUUUGUGACAUAUCAUAAAGCUUUGCAAGAAAUACGAAACUCUCUACUCCCGUUUGCAAAUGAAGCCAGUUCAUCCACCAGAAGUGCUUCAGAAGUUAAUCGACAAAUGAUACAACAUAUGCAAAUUGCUGGACUUGAUGAGGAUAUGGUUAUACGAGCACUUCGACAAACUAACAAUAAAAAUAUAGAAGCAACAAUUGAAUUCAUUAGUAAAAUGAGUUGCCAAGAUCCUCGAAGAGAACAGAUGGCUGCAGCUGCUGCUAGACCCGUUAAUGGAGGCCCAAAGCCACCAGGGAACGUACAGCAAUCAGUUAACCGAAAACAAAGCUGGAAAGGUUCUAAAGAAUCUUUGGUCCCUCAAAGACAUGGUCCACCACUUGGAGAAAGUGUAGUUUUUCGCUCUGAAAGUCCUAACUCUCAGACAGAUGUAGGAAGACCUUUAUCAGGAUCUGGUAUAGCAGCAUUUUCUCAGGGUCAUCCUGGCAAUGGACAGAGGGUGAACCCACCACCACCUCCGCAAGUAAGGAGUAUUACCCCUCCUCCACCACCUCCAAGGGGACAGACUCCCCCUCCAAAAGGUACACCACCCUCGUCAUGGGAACCAAAUUCUCAAACAAAACGUUAUUCUGGGAACAUGGACUAUAUGAUUUCUCGUAUUUCUCCUGUGCCACCUGGGACAUGGCAAGAUAGCUACCCUCCACCACCUCUAAACACUUCCCCAUUGAAUCCUUCUAAUCAGGGACAAAGAGGCAUUAAUUCUGUCCCUGUUGGCAGGCAACCAAUCAUCAUGCAAAGUUCUAACAACAAAUUUAACUUUCCAUCAGGAAGACCUGGAAUUCAGAAUGGCAGUGGUCAGAAUGAUUUUAUGAUGCAUCAGAAUGUCCCUGGUGGCUCUGUGAAUCGUCAGCCACCCCCUCCAUAUCCUUUAUCUCCAACCAAUGGUCAGAGUCCUUGUACUUUACAGAUACAAACUGGGGGACCUGCUACUUCUUCACCAUACACAAAUGGAAACAUUCCUACAUCUAUGAUGGUGCCAAAUAGAAACAGUCACAAUAUGGAACUUUAUAACAUAACUGUACCUGGAUUACAAACAUCCUGGCCUCAGUCAUCAUCUGCUCCACCCCAGUCAUCACCUGGUAGUGGACAUGAGAUCCCUGCAUGGCAGCCUAACAUUCCGGUGAGAUCAAAUUCUUUCAAUAACCCAUUAGGAAAUAGACCAAGUCACUCUGCUAAUUCUCAGCCUUCAGCCACAACAGUAACUGCUAUUACACCAGCCCCUAUUCAACAGCCAGUGAAAAGCAUGCGUGUUUUAAAACCAGAACUCCAGACUGCUUUAGCACCUACCCAUCCUUCUUGGAUUCCACAGCCAAUUCAAACCACACAGUCAAUCCCCUUCUCUGAGGGGCCAUCCUCAACCAUGGCAGUUAUGCCACCUGUUGCUGAGGCUCCAAAUUAUCAAGGUCCUCCACCACCGUAUCCAAAACAUUUGCUACAUCAGAAUUCAUCUGUUCCUACAUAUGAAUCAGUUCCCAAACCUAGCAAAGAGGAUCAACCUUCUUCACCUAAGGAAGAUGAGGGGGAAAAGAAUUAUGAAAAUAUUGAAAAUGGAGAUAAAGAAAAGAAACAGAUUACAACUUCACCUGUCCCUGUUAGGAAAAACAAGAGAGAUGAAGAGAGAAGGGAAUCUCGUAUUCAGAGUUACUCCCCUCAGGCAUUUAAAUUCUUCAUGGAGCAGCAUGUGGAAAACAUACUCAAGUCUCAUCACCAACGUCUUCAUCGUAAGAAACAACUAGAGAAUGAAAUGAUGCGGGUUGGGUUAUCCCAAGACGCCCAGGAUCAAAUGAGAAAGAUGCUUUGCCAGAAGGAGUCUAAUUACAUCCGCCUUAAAAGGGCUAAAAUGGACAAAUCCAUGUUUGUGAAGAUAAAGACACUAGGAAUAGGUGCAUUCGGUGAAGUUUGUCUAGCAAGAAAAGUGGAUACUAAUGCUUUAUAUGCAACAAAAACUCUUCGGAAGAAAGAUGUGCUGCUUCGAAAUCAAGUUGCUCAUGUCAAAGCUGAGCGAGAUAUUCUUGCAGAGGCUGACAACGAAUGGGUAGUUCGCCUGUACUAUUCAUUCCAAGAUAAAGACAAUUUGUACUUUGUAAUGGACUACAUUCCUGGGGGUGAUAUGAUGAGCCUGCUAAUUAGAAUGGGUAUCUUUCCAGAAAAUUUGGCAAGGUUCUACAUAGCAGAACUCACCUGUGCUGUUGAAAGUGUUCACAAAAUGGGUUUCAUUCAUAGGGACAUUAAACCUGAUAACAUUUUGAUUGAUCGUGAUGGUCAUAUCAAACUGACUGACUUUGGCCUCUGUACAGGCUUUCGAUGGACGCAUGAUUCUAAAUACUAUCAGAGUGGUGACCAUCCACGUCAAGAUAGCAUGGAUUUCAGUAAUGAAUGGGGUGACCCAGCCAACUGUCGAUGUGGUGACAGACUGAAACCUCUAGAGAGAAGAGCAGCACGCCAGCACCAACGUUGCCUGGCACAUUCAUUGGUUGGGACUCCCAAUUAUAUCGCUCCAGAAGUGUUGCUACGAACAGGCUAUACACAGUUGUGUGAUUGGUGGAGUGUUGGUGUAAUUCUUUUUGAAAUGUUGGUGGGGCAACCUCCCUUCCUGGCACAGACACCAUUAGAAACACAAAUGAAGGUUAUCAACUGGCAAACAGCUCUUCACAUUCCACAGCAAGCUAAACUGAGUCCAGAAGCCUCUGACCUAAUUAUUAAACUUUGUCGAGGACCAGAAGACCGCUUAGGGAAGAAUGGUGCUGAUGAAAUAAAAGCUCAUCCAUUUUUUAAAGCAAUUGAUUUCUCUAGUGAUCUGAGACAGCAGUCUGCUUCAUACAUUCCGAAAAUCACACACCCAACAGAUACAUCUAACUUUGACCCAGUUGAUCCAGAUAAAUUAUGGAGUGAGGAUAAUGAUGAAGGGAAUAUAAAUGACACUCUUAAUGGAUGGUAUAAGAAUGGAAAGCAUCCUGAACAUGCUUUCUAUGAAUUUACUUUUCGAAGAUUUUUUGAUGAUAAUGGCUAUCCAUAUAAUUAUCCCAAGCCUAUUGAAUAUGAGUACAAUAAUUUACAAGGCUCAGAGCAACAGUCAGAUGAAGAUGAUCAACACACAGGCACAGGGGUAAAAAAUGGUGAUUUAGUUUAUGUUUAGCGCACUGGAAAGUAAUUGAACUACAUUUCUAUGGCUGUAAUUUUGCAAAAAGACCUCAACUAUAUUAUGAGGCUUCAAGAGAAAAAUUAUGCAAACAUAACAGAGCUAUUUAUUUUUGCUCUGUGUACAUUAUUUUAUUUCCCCAGAUUGUAGGGAAUUUAUUUCAACUAUUAAUUUAUUCCAUCAUUAUUAAUCAGUAAUUUAGGAAAAAUGUUAUAAGGAAAAUUAAAUUAUGAACUGCAUUUUGUGAUCACUUCUUGGUACUUUAAGUACUUAAAACAAGAAAAUAGUGAUUUGUUUAAAAGGAGAAGUCUGUUAUCUAUUUGUACAUAUACUAAGUAAUUUUAAAAUAAAAAAAAACCUUGGAAUUUUGGAAAGACAGUUUAACCUUGCUUUUAACCAAAUAUGAAAUAUAUCCCACAUUUACAGAGUUCUUUUCAUAACCUUGGUUUUGAUACAAAGCUAGGUGUUGCUGGCUCUUUGCUACAAUAUAAGCUAGAAAAAUUAAGCCAUCUGGUCAGUGUGUGUUCCCAGGGUUGAUGAUAAUCUGGAUAAUUCACAUCCUGGAACUAGGAAAUACAGGGUUGCAACAAUGUCAUUGUUUAUCAGACAGGGGUGAAAAUAAUAGGGGUUUUUUUUGUAAUUGUAGUCCAUCUAUCUAAUAGUAUAUUCAAAAUAUUUUUAAAGCUUAGAAACUUUAGAAAGCUAUAGCACUAUACCAAUUUUUCUCUCCAUAUUACUGUAUGUUUUUAUAUAUUUCCAUGUUUAAAAGGAAACAGCUGCCAUACAAAAGACCUUUUAGACUAGUAUUUUUAUCAUUUUGUUCAUAUUUUAUUUCUUUUGUAGCGUUGAGCAAAAUUGCAAACAUUUUCAAGUUUCUGUGAUUUCUAUGAAACUACUAUCUUGAAUAUCCUGUUCAGCAAGCAUUUACCAAGUGCCUACUAUGUGCAGAGCAUUGAAAGAAAUAGAAAGUUUAGAGGAGACUGUCCCCUCUUGCCACGGAGCUUACAGUCUUAGUAGGAGAAAUAAAAGACAUA
Molecule: messenger RNA, 4837 nt
Organism: Dromiciops gliroides (monito del monte)
Lineage: Eukaryota; Metazoa; Chordata; Mammalia; Microbiotheria; Microbiotheriidae
Gene: LATS1
Product: large tumor suppressor kinase 1
Exons: 8
Coding region: 399-3800 (1133 amino acids)
Biological process (GO): peptidyl-serine phosphorylation; G1/S transition of mitotic cell cycle; hippo signaling
Cellular component (GO): spindle pole
Molecular function (GO): ATP binding; protein serine/threonine kinase activity; protein binding
Source: RefSeq, a predicted model, not a curated record